Molecule: messenger RNA, 1002 nt
Organism: Penicillium alfredii
Lineage: Eukaryota; Fungi; Ascomycota; Eurotiomycetes; Eurotiales; Aspergillaceae
Product: CAAX prenyl protease RCE1
Exons: 4
Coding region: 1-1002 (333 amino acids)
Biological process (GO): CAAX-box protein processing
Cellular component (GO): endoplasmic reticulum membrane
Molecular function (GO): metalloendopeptidase activity
Source: RefSeq, a predicted model, not a curated record
AUGGCGCCCGUUGGGCUACUGGCUCGUCUGAGGAGUCUGUACAUGAAGCAUCAAGAUGAACCCGCGCUAUCGUUGCAGACCCUCAUCAUCUUCUCCGUCGCGCUCACUCUGCUUUAUGUGGUCCCAUUCUAUCUUUCUCCCGACACUCGGCCGUCGCCCAGUCUCAGUCGUGAUGCGCCGUCCGUGAUUCGGGCGCGCAUCCGAUCCGUCACCGGGUCCUGUAUCAUCAGUUCCCUGCUGGUGCUCUGGGUGAUCGUCGACAAGGGUCACUCCUCGGUGGCCGCGGCGUUGCGACUGCUGGGCUGGUGGCCGAUCGGCCUGGGCGAUAUUGCCCGAAGCCUGCUCCUGACCAUGAUUCUCUUCGUGGGGCCCCUCUUUGAGCGAGCAGUUGUCGAAGGUGAAUGGAGAACGUGGUUCCGCGGCAGCAAACUCGCCGAGAGCCUCGGGGGGUGGAUUGGCUGGAGAAACUAUGUGGCCGGCCCCGUCACAGAGGAGGUCAUUUUUCGCUCGGUCAUCGUACCGCUGCAUCUCCUGGCGCGCGUGUCCCCCGGCCGCGUCGUGUUCGUGGCGCCGCUGUACUUCGGCAUCGCCCACGUCCACCACUUCUACGAGUUCCGGCUCACCCACCCGGACACUUCGAUCCUGGCAGCCCUACUGCGCUCGAUCCUGCAGUUCGCCUACACCACCGUGUUCGGCUGGUAUGCGACUUUCCUCUACCUGCGCACGGGGUCGCUGCCCGCCGUCAUUCUCGUUCACAGCUUCUGCAACUGGUGUGGUCUGCCCCGGUUCUGGGGCCGUGUCGAUGCCACCGAGUCGGCGGAUGCCCUACCGGCUCGUGGCAAGGAGGAUCCCGAAACCACCUCCGCCGCUGACGCCCCGGCCAAGCUGGGUAUCGGCUGGUCGGUCACUUACUAUGCGCUUCUCGUCGCUGGGGCCGUUGGUUUCUCUUUCGCACUGUGGCCUCUGACCGAGUCGUACCAUGGGGCGGUGCCGUUCGAGUAA